AUGUUUCAAUUUGUCGAGAACGGGGUCGAGAUUGAGCGGUUUCGCGCUCAGCAGCGUCAAAUGAGUCGCAAUCAGCACCACUUUUCACCUGAUAAUCGAGAAAUCGAAGGGGAUCGGCUCGAUGAAGACGACGGACGCAGGCGCAAAAUCUCGGCCACUCGGUCCCAGAAACAGCAGCAGCAGCACCUGUGUCCGAACGAAUUGGAACAGGACGAUUGUUGGCCUUUGUCAGCCACUGGUUUGCUCGCGGGUUUUAACGCCUUCGACUUUAUGGCUUCACCUGAAGCCUUCUGCCAUGACACGUACAGUGCCGGGUACAACGACUCGCAGCACGCAAGUGAUGUGGCUAAGCAAGUGACAUCCAUGGGAUUCCACUGCACCAGCAUGUGGUAG
This is a messenger RNA of Peronospora matthiolae, 393 nucleotides long. Lineage: Eukaryota; Oomycota; Peronosporomycetes; Peronosporales; Peronosporaceae. The record is from the annotation of a GenBank genome assembly.